AUGAAUCAAGAAAAGAAACCGACUAUCCAAAUCAGUGUCAUGUUUCCAGAUUUGACAAAGAUGAAGCAAAUUAGGAAGGAAUUACCCAACAAGUCAGUGAAGAGCUUUGUUCGUAAAUACGGAAAAAUCCUUGACUUACUUAGUGAGAAUGUGAAAAUAGAUGCUAUUACUGCCCUUAUCCAGUUUUAUGAUGUGCCAUUGAGAUGUUUUACUUUUCAAAACUUUCAACUAGCGCCUACAUUGGAAGAAUUUGAUAGGAUUUUGGGAUUCUCCAAAAUCAAAGAGGAUGUCUAUGUGGGAAUUGGUCAAACUACUAAGGUUGAGGAUUUAGCUAAGGCAUUGGGAAUAUCGUAUACUAAUUUUGUGCCUAAUUAUAAAGCAAAGGGAAAAGUUCAAGGAGUAAAAGGACAAUAUUUGGAAGAUAUGGCUCUCGCCUUUGCAAAAGAAAAAGAAUGGGAGGCUUGUGAGGAUUGCUUGGCGUUGUUGAUUUUUGGAUUGGUUCUUUUUCCAAAUGAUGCUGAUUAUGUUGACCCCGCCGCCAUCAACGUAUUUUGGGCUGUAAAAGUGUUGAACGUAGAUCCUACUCCAACUUUGCUGGCUGACGUGUAUUAUGCCAUCAAUGCACGUUAUGAAAAGGGAAGAGGUGCACUACGCUGUUGCAUUCCUUUGUUAUUUUCUUGGUUCAUGUCUCAUCUUUAUAAGGAUGAUUAUUUGAUUCCGAACUUGGAUAAACAUGGAUGGGCUCAAAAAUUGAGGGCUCUUAAUGCUGAUUCUAUAUUGUGGUAUGCUAGAAGGUUAGAUAUCAGAAAAAUUGCUUAUAAAUGUGGAACAUUUCCUAAUAUACCGUUGAUUGGAACAAGGGGGUGUAUCAACUAUAACCCCUCUUUGGCUUUACGUCAACUUGGGCAUCCUUUAGAAGAUAAACCUUCCGAAGAAGAGUUGAAACAGUUGUUGCUUCAUGACAUGGGUAAAAAGGAUCCAAAGCUACUUCAGAGUAUCAUUCGAGCUUGGGGCAAAGUGCAUAAAAAAGAGUAUAGUAAGAAUAAUGUUGUGGCCAGAGAAGCCUAUACUCAGUGGGUUAUAAACAGGGUCCAAAUCAACAAGUUACCAUUUGAUAUUGAUCCGGCAUAUAAGUCAGAUGUACCAGACCCGCUUCCUAUGUCAAUGGAAGAAGUGGAAGAACUGAAAGCCUCCCUUGAAAAAGCUCAGAGAGAAAAAGAGGGACUAGAGCAUGAUCUCUAUGACCUUAAUUACAAGAAAAAUCAACUACAAUACGAGCUUAAGAAGAAAGAAGAACAAAUUCAAAAAAAUAACGAGCAGGUGGACAAAGAGAGACUCAAAAGGAAGCGGACAACUGAUGGAUUCAUAAGUGCAAACUUUAACCUCGAUUCCCACAAUCAACAAAUAAAAGAUGCUAAUUUGGCGAAUGAAAGACUAAGGGGUUGGUAUACCCAAGCAUUGAAAGACAAGAGGAAAAUUGAAAUAGAUCUAGAAGCACAAAUCCAAGAGUUGGUUGGCAAAGCUCGAGAGCAAGAGGAUAAAAUCCAAGACCUCGCCACUAGACUUCGCGAAAGCCAAGAAUCUGAGAUGGGGGAACAGGUCUAUAGAAUGGAAAUUGAAGGGCGUUUUACCCAACAAAUGAAAAAUUAUGAAGAAGUGGUUUAA
Messenger RNA from Vicia villosa (hairy vetch), 1665 nucleotides. RefSeq lists its product as uncharacterized. NCBI's taxonomy places the organism in Eukaryota, Viridiplantae, Streptophyta, Magnoliopsida, Fabales, Fabaceae. The transcript has a single exon. The record is from RefSeq and is a predicted model, not a curated record. The coding region runs from base 1 to 1665 and encodes 554 amino acids.